CUCCGCUAGCUCACUUGAACAAGUUGAAAACAAAAGCUGCCAGUAUCAAAUCACAAGACGAAUACUAUAUUUUGAGGAAGGAGAUUUAUUAUCAUUCAAAGUUUCACAAUGGAGAAACAAAUCGAAGAAGCUUUUCAAUUUUUUAAGGACAACCCCAAAGUGGCGGCACUAGCAUUGGGAGCUCUGUUCGGGGUCGGUGCGGUGUACUAUGGAAAGUUCAAAUGCUGUGGGGGUUCCCGCCAGCUGACCAGGCCACGCCCUACCGGUAUCUCUUGCUAUCCGGACCUCGUCAAGCAUAACAACAUCAUGGCCAAGUACCUGACGGUCAAGCUCUACUCCAAGCUCUGUGACAGGAGGACCAGUACGGGCUGGACGCUUGACCAGUGCAUCCAGACCGGAGUGGACAACCCGGGACAUCCUUAUAUCAUGACCGUUGGCAUAGUAGCAGGGGAUGAAGAAUCAUACGAGGUUUUCAAGGAGCUCUUUGACGCUGCCAUUCAUGACCGCCAUGACGGUUACGGACCGGACAACAUUCACCCUACCGACCUGAACCAGAACCAUCUCCGAGCCGUAACUCUAGACCCCAACUAUGUCCUCUCGUCUCGGGUGCGCACCGGGAGAUGUAUUAGAGGAUUCCGUCUCCCUCCCGCAUGCAGCAGAGCAGAGCGCCGAAAAGUUGAAGAGAUUAUAAACCAAGCUCUUGCCGGCCUCAAGGGGGAUUUGGCUGGGAAGUAUUAUUCCUUGACCACCAUGUCUGAGAAGGAUCAACAGAAGCUGAUCGAUGACCAUUUCCUCUUUGACAAACCAGUCUCUCCUCUGCUGACCUGCGCUGGCAUGGCCAGAGAUUGGCCCGAUGCUCGGGGAAUCUGGCACAACCAUCAGAAGAACUUCCUGGUAUGGGUGAAUGAAGAGGACCAUGCUCGACUCAUCUCGAUGGAGACAGGUGCCAACAUGGUCAGAGUUUUCCAAAGAUUCUGCAGCGGCUUGAAUGAGUUUGAGAAGAAGAUCAAGCAGGCUGAGCAUGAGUUCAUGUGGAAUGAGCAUCUUGGAUAUAUCUUGACCUGUCCGUCAAACCUCGGUACAGGACUCCGUGCUGGUGUCCAUCUCAAGAUUCCUCUUCUUAGCCAGGAUCCAAGGUUUGAGAUCAUACUGGAGAGACUCCGCCUACAGAAGAGAGGAACGGGUGGAGUAGAUACGGAAUCAACCAAUGGCAUCUUUGAUAUUUCUAACGUCGACAGACUGGGCAAAUCCGAGGUCCAACUGGUACAGACUGUCCUUGAUGGAGUCGCACUGUUGAUCAAGAUGGAAAAAGAACUGGAGCGACAAGGAAACAUCUCCCAAUAUCUUCCCCAAUAGUUCAUAUUAAUUCAUUACCAACGUUGAAAUGUAUAACUGCAACCCCAAAACAAUAAUUAUGAAUAAUAUUUUUUCUUAGUAUAGUAUAGUGAUAGAAUCACCGAGAACAAAUUUAAUCUCAUAGCAAUUCUGAUAAACAUUUUUAUGUCUUAAGCUUUCAAAAUUUAACAAGAUCUGCCGCGGUAGUUAAGCGUAAUUUGCUUGAUAUUGAGGCAUUGCUUUUUACUUGCAUAUGUUUUUUUCCUAUUAAAUGGAUUUAACAUUUUAACCUAAAUAGAAAACAGAAACAGAAACAAAAACAGAAACAAAAAGGAAGACAAAACAAUACUAAAAGGCACUGGUGAUUGGUGACAUUAUGCACAUAAGAUGAGUAACACCUUUAGUGCUUUUUAUAUUAAAUGCUAAAUCAUAAGCAAACAUACGACAUAGAAUUCGUGAAAAAUCAAAAUAAGACACUUGUAUCAGAAAAAAA
Messenger RNA from Strongylocentrotus purpuratus (purple sea urchin), 1828 nucleotides. RefSeq names its product creatine kinase B-type-like. Gene Ontology annotation, molecular function: creatine kinase activity. The coding region runs from base 109 to 1356 and encodes 415 amino acids. Gene Ontology annotation, biological process: phosphocreatine biosynthetic process. The transcript has 8 exons. Gene Ontology annotation, cellular component: mitochondrion. NCBI's taxonomy places the organism in Eukaryota, Metazoa, Echinodermata, Echinoidea, Camarodonta, Strongylocentrotidae. The record is from RefSeq and is a predicted model, not a curated record.